CUCCCAGUUCCUACAAGCACAACUCCCUGUCCUCCAUCGAUCAACCCGUGCUGCUGGCAGUACUUGCUUCUUUCUCAAGUCCUCAUAUCGAUUCUUCACGCGCGCACUCCAAUACAUCAUGGCCCAGGGUCUUCUGAAGAAAAGCAAGCCCGCCUCGGCAACCGCCAAGCGGGCUUCGGUUGCAGCGCCCAAGAUGAAGCGUGGUCCGCGCCAGAUUGCGCCGAAGAAACAGGCUCUUAUUCGACAGGCUAAGAUGACCAAGAAACUCACCUCUGGACUGGUCACGAAGACGGAACGCAGUCUUGCGACCAAGGCGGGUCAUUUGGAGUUGUUGGCUGGUGGUAAGAAGGACAGGAUGGACAAGGCCAAAAAGGAGGCCAGUAAGAAGAAAUAAGUUGUGCACGCAGGCACUGGAUCCUUUUUUGGGUCUUGGAUCUUUCUGUGUUGGACUGGAUAUGUCUGCCGUACGGACCUCAAUCUGUCCGUGUCUAGGUCGUGCUAGCGAUGCCCAUCUUAUAAAUGUGAUACCCCCGUU
Molecule: messenger RNA, 535 nt
Organism: Penicillium brasilianum
Lineage: Eukaryota; Fungi; Ascomycota; Eurotiomycetes; Eurotiales; Aspergillaceae
Source: the annotation of a GenBank genome assembly